UAUCACAGAAAAUGGAGGUGCCACUUUGCUUUCUUGUCUAGAGAUGUAGUACUGAUUGCCCAGGUAUUGUCCUUUUUGAUAUAUGCACUUCCAGGAACUUGGAGCUCCUGAUCGUCUCCACUGGCAAGCUGUUGAGGCUCAGUAGAUCAUGAUGAUGAUGAUGGAGGAGGAGGGUGUGAUCAGAGAUGUGUUCAAAAGCUACAGCAGAUAUCCUGUUCCUGUGUCUGCCUCCAUCACUACUGGAAAAGGCGUCAGGUCUGACACCAAGACCCAGAACUUCACCGUAAGCACUGAGUGGAGUCAGUGUGAUGUUGACAGAGGCGUUAGAUUGCGCUUUAGUCAGCACUGGAAUCUUCAGUGUAAUGAAAAUACUCUGGAAAAGUUUGUGUGUCUGGGACCCUCUAUAAACACACACGGAGAGCUGCUUAGUAGCCACGCCCCCUCUGGAGCGCGAAGAGCGGUCAUCCGAGAUGGUGUGGGGCGUCAGUAUCUUGAGGUAUGGGGCUGCAAUGGACUGGAGAAAAGUUUAGACCUCACAGCCCUGAACAAACACGGAAAAGUCUAUGAAGAUGCACAGUUUGCAUGUCUAGUUUGGUCACCAUGUGAGGAAAGGUUACUUUACGUAGCAGAGAAGAAGAGGGCGGGGCCAUCAGCCACUGACAGUGGGAGUUUAAGUGUGCCUGAAGAAGAGGAUAAGAAUGUGUAUGUGGAAGACUGGGGUGAGGGUCUGGUUGGUAAAAGUGCCCCAGUGUUGUGUGUAGCAAAUCUAACUAAAGGAGAAGUGACCAUGUGCCCUGGAGUCCCACUUCAUGUGUCACCUGGACAGGCCUUGUGGACAGGAGACGGCAAGGCUGUCAUCUUCGUGGGCUGGUGGCAUGAACCUUUCCGACUGGGCCUGAAGUUCUGUUCCAAUCGGAGAUCAGCUAUCUUCUCCAUUGACUUGAAAGGAAAUUGUGAGCUCCUGUCAUGUGAUACCAGCUCGGUGAUGACUCCUCGGCUGAGUCCAGACUCUGUCUGGCUGGUCUAUCUGCAGGGACAAGUGUUCGGUCCACAUCAACAAUGUCUCCGCAUGAUGCUGUAUGACAUGAAGAACAGAACUACCUCAGUGUUGGUGGAUGUAGUGAGAAGAGCAGAGAAAGAUCAGUUUAUGGGUGUGUAUGAACCUCUUCCUCCUCAUUGCUGGUCUUCAGACAGUGAGAGAAUCUUCUUCAGCAGUGCAUGUGAAAACAGCAAGUUGCUGUUCUCUGUGGAGAGACGAACUGGAAGAGCGACACCUGUGCAGGACUCUGCGUGGAAUGAGUUUGGGAGUGUCAAGCUGUUAGCAGUAAUGAAAGAUCUGAUGGUGAUGUCCUGCUCUUCUCCUAAUCAUCCUCCUAGUCUGAAGGUAGGGUUUGUACCUGGUGGAAAGCAUACACAGAGUGUACAGUGGUCUCACCUGGGCGGAGCUAAUACAUACGAGAGCUUUGAUUGGGAGUCGAUGAUAAUCACUCCCACACCGGAAGAGGAAAACCAUCAGUUCUCUGGCAUAAGUUUUGGUGCCUUGCUUUUGAAACCAGCAAGCUCUUUCAAGGCUAUGAAGUUUCCUCUGGUCAUCUUCAUACAUGGAGGGCCUCAUUCUCAUUUUGCUGCUGAAUGGAAUGUCACUGCUGCAGCUUUGACUAAACUGGGUUUUGCUGUGCUCAUGGUUAACUAUCGAGGUUCCACUGGUUUUGGUCAAGACAGUAUCGAUUCUCUCCUUGGAAACAUCGGCAGUCAGGAUGUCAAAGACGUGCAGAGGGCUGUGCUGCAUGUCCUGCAGAGUCACAAGACGCUUGAUCCUGAUAGGGUGGCUGUGAUGGGCGGGUCUCAUGGUGGAUUCCUGGCCUGUCAUCUGAUUGGCCAAUAUCCAGAGUUCUACAGAGCAUGUGCAGCACGGAACCCCGUCAUCAACGCAGCCACACUGCUCGGGACCAGUGACAUCACUGACUGGAGAUAUUCCUCUGUAGGUCUGGAAUACAGCUUUGACCAGCUGCCCACUCCACAAGCCCUGACCACCAUGCUGGAGAAAUCACCCAUAGUGCAUGCAGCACAGAUCCGCACUCCAGUGUUGCUUAUGUUAGGUGGGAAGGAUAAGAGAGUGUCGCCUCAUCAAGGUCUGGAGCUCUACAAAGCCCUCAAGAGCAGGAAUUCACCUGUCAGGCUCUUGUGGUAUGACGGUGAUGGUCAUUCCCUGUCUAAAGUGGGAACUCAGUCAGACUGUUUCCUCAAUGUUGCACUAUGGUUCAAACAGUAUUUAAACAUGAACUGAACAUCAUCCUGAUUAUAUUAAGACAUCAACAUGGUUGAAGCUGCUAAAGACAUUGGAAUUCGCUGGUAAAACAAAACGCUAUUGCAAGCUACAGGCAUAAUAACAUUUUGUAACGUAUUCCUUCUCCACUGUGCUAAAUAGUCUGACAACUCCCAAAUAAUAGAUUUAAGAUUCAAAGCUUUAUUUAUCACAUGCUCCCUCGUAGCUGGUACAAAGGUGCAGUGAAAUGAAAUGCGGCAACUCUGAAGGCUGUACAUGAGAAAACAAUAAAUAGACAAUACACACCAUAAACAAUGAGUAUAAGGUACACAUUCGCUAAGAAUUCAGGGCUGCAUUUCAAGCCACAUUCUACACACUAAACAGGAUGCCUAAAUGGCAAUGACACCAUUGGUCUACUAACAUACUAUUUAGUAGAGUAGAAUGUGGUUUGAAGAUGUAAUUAUUUCCUCUUAUUGCAUGAAAUGCAUAAAGAUUAAACACGAACACGACUAACGUUGGCACACUACCUAAAACAGCAGAAAAAUAAAAAGAUACAGAUCCAUAGAUAAAAUGCACACACUGCAAAAGUGUGUGAAAGCCUUAAUCACCUUACUCUCACCCAAUAUACCUGAGUUUGAACUGUGUAAACUACAGAAAAGCACCAAAAUGCCAGUUAGCCACUAACCGUCCUAUGUUAGUGCACUAGAUAAAACAGAACAGAUGAAUAAAUAGACACCAUUCAGCCAAAAUUACACACACCAGGAGAGAACAGAAGUAUCAAUUGGCUUGUUCAGCAGAAUUUAACUGAAUUUCAGCUUUUAGAAUCAUAAAUUUUAGAAUCAUAAACUGAAUUGAGAGAAAAAGGCACAUAGCACCCCAUUAGCCACUAGCUGGCUAUCACGAGUUCUGUGGCUUUGUCAGAGAACAAAUAAAUGCCUUAGCUGUUCAGGAAGAAAGAUGGUACAACUCCAUCAGCCUUGAAUCCUUUUUCCUUUUAGAGAUUAGUAUCAGACUCUCUCUCUCUCUUUCUGUCCCUAGAUUGGCUGUUAGCUCUUGUCUGUCACUCUGUAGUCAGACUUCUUUUGUGCCUAAAGUUGGGAUGUGAUGAUGUUUGACAUAGCUGAUAUAUAACAAAAUUCCUGCCAAAUCUGACCCCACCCCACUGUCACAGCGUUGACUGUUAAUUACUAUAACACGAUUGUUGGGGUGACUCAGAGCAGAUCAGGAACAUCAUAUAGAUUUUUUUUUUUUGUCCUCUGACUCUUUAAAUGUCCUCUAGCUUUAAAUUUAAGUCUUCAAGUGUAACCUUUCCCUCAUUGUCAGUUACUACUAAUGUUAACCACUAGGUGGCAGACCUGAUGUUCAUUUACAGCAAGAAGCAUUUUGCAAUUAAAAAAAAAAAAAAAAAAAAAAGAAAAGCUGAGGUUGCCCUUUGAGAUUAGUAUUAGACUAAUUUAAGCAUUUCUUUUUUUCUCUCUUUUCUCUUUACAACUAAAUUAACAAGAUUUUGUCAUGUUUUUUUCAUUGAGGCAGAAAAAUACAUGACGCACAAUGAUCAGUGCAGAAUAGGACCUUGUCAUUAGGGCUGAAACUUUGUGAUAGUGCCCGUGUUAAUUUUGUUCAUGAUAACUAAGAUGGAAAAUGCUUGUGAAUGAACUUUCCCAUGCUGAAAAUGAUAAAAACUAAAAAGUAUUAUAUAAUAGUUAAAUAGUGUUCGUCUUGUUAGGCUCAUAUUUAAUACCAAUACUAAUACUAAUAGUACUAACUAGCUAGACGGUAUCUAACAUCAUAGCCAGUGCACAACAAAGAAAGAGAAGGAAAGGGUUUAGUAAGCCCGCAGUGGCAUAGUGUAUUUGUAAAGUGAUCUGGGUUUCCAUUUCCAUUCCACAAGAAGGAUUUAAAACUUGGAAAAUUAUUGCAUUUGAGAUAUGGAAAUUUUAAAAAGAAUAUAUUGUAAAAGUCUGAGAAAUAAAAAAUAAAAAUUUUUAUUUUCAUUCACUAAAUUUGCUCAGUUGUAGCUGAUUAAAAUUGCUGUUGAUUUAAAGUAAAUCUAGACUACAACUAACUAUAGCCAAAUGGCUAAAACUCUUACGUAGGCUGAUACUAAUAUGUACUUUAGAGGUUACUGGCUAAAUUAAAAACAAUUUUAAUGGCAAAAUGUGUUUAAAAGCAUUUUAUCUACGUGAGAAACUCAAUCUUUCAGUGGGACCACCCCAGCGGUCUGUUCCUGAAAGACUGCUUGGGAAACCAUAGUUUCUGAUCCAGAGCAGAUUUAACCAAAUCAGUGCCUGCUGAUUUAUCAGUUCCCAGAAAACAGAUUACAUUUAUUUAAAUUAACUCCAGAUAGGCUGAGUCAGGAUUGUGGGCAUUUGUAGCCAGCUUGAAAAUCCCUCAUCAGACAAGCCCUGAAAAUGUGAUCAGUAUGAAACUUCACAUGUGCCUGCCUUCAGUACACCAGGAUGGACAGUGAGAUUAUAGAGCAUUGUGAGAUAUUCAUCAGUAUUAGCACUAGGUGUUGUAGUAUUUUUUUAACGAAUAGAGUUGUCCUUUCUCCCUUUCAUAUAGAAUAAUGUGGGUUUUGGACUUUUUUUUUUUCCAUCAAGCGAAGUGCCUGUUUGAAUUUAAGUGAAUUUAAGCUAACCACAGACCAUGACGGUAUGUUUUGAGGAAUGUUGUGUCGUAGCCAUCUGAAUCUAGGCAGCAGCUUUUACUCUCUAGAAUGUUGCUUCUGGUAUGAGUGGUUGCAUUAUCAAUAAAAGAGUGAGUCAGUUUCACAGGCUCUCACAUGCCUGAGCUUUACUACUAAACUUCAUAUUUUAAUAAAUGAAUCUGUAUACUGUUAAAUUGGUUCUUUACUGUACGUUACCCCAAGGCAUUAGUAGCGUUUUCUAAGUCUCAUCUUGUGUUAGAGUGUUGGAUUCCCAUCUGGCCCAGGGUUGCCAGGUCUCAGUAAAGUUUACAGCCCAGCUACUUCUCAAAAACCGCACAAAAAAUCUACAACUAGCCCCAAAUGUUUUCAAAAGGGAGGCACAGUCUUCUUUUUUUUCUUAGUCUUUGCCUGGAAAAGAAGUUCACCAUGUGUGUGUGUGUGUGUGUGUGUGUUUGUUUCUGAUUUGCAGUAUCUGCAUUACUUUUUAUCAUCGCCUGGUGUGGCCAUUAUCCACUCUAUAAUCCACUCUAUAAAACAUAACUGGUUCUAAUUACAUCAUAGAUAGGCUUGGGAUCAAUAUCUUUUUUCACGUAUCAAUAUUUGGGAAAUUUUCCUGACGAUUUUUGAUUUUUAUCUGUAAUCUUCAAAUAUUAAAUACUGGCUGCUGCAGCGUAUCCUUAAAUCUAUAGCAUAGGUGUACAUGUAUACUAUUAAAGCCACACAGACCAUGUUGUAUCUGGAAGACCCACUAGAUGUAUCCGUGUGAGGAGUGAUGAAGAUCAAGUGUAUCUACAGGAUCUGUUAUAUCUCCCCACUGUGGUCUCCUAAAGCUAUUCCACCAGGCAAUAUUAAACGGUAGUCCAAUAGACAACAUGUGAAACAGCUAACAAAUGUAAAUUACCCAUUUAUAUGUAAUUUUAAUCCAUCAAUAUCUCAAAGACGCAUUGAGAAAACAACAUGCCAAUCAACAGUCAAAAUAUAUCGAUGUUCUAUGACACCCUAAUCAUAGAUACACUGUCUACACUUACGCUUUCCCUUUGUUUGCAAUAGCCUAUGUUUGCAGAAAUGUGUUAGAUUUAAAUCUAAUUGUUUUGCGUUAAUCCAAAGGCUCGGUGGGUGCACACUACUUUUAAACUAGCCCAAACAAUGGUCAGCUAUGAUACAGGGGCGCUGUAUCAUGGCUGACCCUGCGCUGAUCCCAACUUCCUAACAAGCUGGGAUAUGCAAAGAAAAGCAUUUCACUGUGCUGUAAUGUAUAUGUGACAAAUGAAGGCUUUUUCUUCUUCUAAAAACUGCUACUCUGGCAACCCUGGGGUCAGUUACACCUUAGCAAAAAGGUGUCCAUAUUUUCUGUUUAUUUUGUGUUUGUAUGUUCUAUUUUAUCCUCUGCAUCCACUCUACUGAAGUAUUACCAUUAUGUGAUAAGUAAUUUUUAAUGUACUCUAGAGUUACUAAUUUCAGUUUCAGUUGUUUUUGUCUUCCAGAUUUUUUGCUUGUUCUUAACUAUAGUUAGUAUACUCUAUAUUAUCUCACUAUUUAUUUUCCAAGUAUUUUCUCCCCAGUAUAUUCCAAAUGUUUGCUGUUGUAUUUGACUUCAUCAUGUUCAAUUUCAGUGCCAUCAUUCAGAAAACGAAAUUUACCAUAUAAUAGUACUGACUCCACAGUCCCAAUGUAUACUAUGUAUUGUAUGUUCAACAGCCACGGUCUUGCAGUGGUUUUACUGUAAAUAGCUGUUUUUACAUCUACUGCCAAAUCACAUCUCUCUCUCUCUCUCUCUCUCUCUCUCUCUCUCUCUCUCUCUGUCUGUAGCUCGUGCAUGAAAUUUUUUUCAGUGCCAUUAUUUUUCCAUUAAUAUUUGAUAAGAAUCAUUUCUGUCUCUCUUUCUGAAAUGGUUUAAUUCUUAUCUUGCUUGUACAUUUGAAGUAAAAGUACAAGUUGAAGUA
Pangasianodon hypophthalmus (striped catfish) is the source of this 6859-nucleotide messenger RNA. RefSeq names its product S9 family peptidase (gene apeh2). The transcript has 22 exons. Bases 149 to 2287 code for a protein of 712 amino acids. The record is from RefSeq and is a predicted model, not a curated record. Gene Ontology annotation, molecular function: serine-type endopeptidase activity. NCBI's taxonomy places the organism in Eukaryota, Metazoa, Chordata, Actinopteri, Siluriformes, Pangasiidae. Gene Ontology annotation, biological process: proteolysis.